AUGGAGUCGUUAAGAGUCCUUAUCGUUGGUGGUGGCAUCGCCGGUCCAGCUCUCGCACACUGGCUAUCACGAGUCGGCGCCAACAUCACCCUCAUCGAACGCUCUCCAAGCAUCCGAGCGUAUGGCCAACAACUCGAUCUACGCGCGCAGGGCGUCCCAAUGAUGAAAAGGAUGGGCAUCGAGGAUGCUAUACGGGCUGUGACGGUUCACGAGUCUGGCACUCAACUCAUCGAUCUCAAGGGCCAGACCAAGGCCUUUUUCCCAGCUGCUCCAAGUGGCACCGGAAAGCAGAGCUUCACGUCCGAGUAUGAGAUCAUGCGCGGUGACUUUGUCCGUAUUAUAUAUGGGCUUACUGAGAAGCGCGAGAAUGUGAAGCAUCUCUUCAGCACAACCAUCGACUCAUUCACCCAAGACCCAGAGGACAAUCCCACCGGCAAGGUUCACGUCAAGUUCCAUGAUGGUCACAACGAGGACUUUGAUCUUGUUGUCGCUGCUGAUGGAACUGGCUCAAGGACUCGAAAGCUCAUGCUUGGUCCUGACGCUCCAGAUCCACGACAUCGGCUGGGAGGCAACAUCGGCUUCUUCAGCGUCCCAUCAAAACCAGGGGACUCAGACAGGAUGACAUUCUGCCAUUUACCCGGAGCCAGCGUAUCUCGCAUCAUCGGCACAAGAAAAGACUGUCCAGAACUUACGCGCGUGUACAUGCACGUGCGCGGCAAUGACCCUGCCCUCGAUGCGGCACACAAGUCUGGAAAUCUAGCAGAGCUCAAGAAGGCAUGGAGCGAUUUGUAUCAAGGCGGUGGAUGGGAAUGUGAUCGGUUCAUGAAGGCAUUAAGAGAUGCUCCCGAAGCCGACGAUCUCUACUCUACGCCACUUGAAGAGGUCAGACUCCCAGAAGAAUCUUGGUCAAAGGGCCGAGUUGUUCUUCUCGGUGACGCUGCUCACAGCCAGACAGCAAAUGGCUUUGGCUGCACAUUCGCCUUGGUUGGAGCCUAUGUUCUUGCAGGCGAGAUUGCCACUCUCUACAGGAAGGACAUGUUGUCUCCAACAGCAGCAGUGGUGCAGGGGGCCAAGAACUACGAGAAGAGGUAUCGACCGAUAGCCACUUCCAAGUACGGAGGGAAUCAGUGGAUCAAGGCCCUGAUAUCACCCAGGACAAGCUUUGGGAUAUGGUGUCUGCAUUCCUUUGCAAGGGUAGUAUCGUACUUUCAGUUUGAUCAGGGGGCUGGGUUGGAUGCGAAGACAUCGGCUUGGAAGCUUCCAGACUAUCCAGAGCUAGAGGGGAGUGCAGUUGAAGUCAAGUGA
Messenger RNA from Fusarium falciforme, 1305 nucleotides. RefSeq names its product FAD-binding-3 domain-containing protein. Gene Ontology annotation, molecular function: FAD binding. The record is from RefSeq and is a predicted model, not a curated record. The coding region runs from base 1 to 1305 and encodes 434 amino acids. The transcript has a single exon. Lineage: Eukaryota; Fungi; Ascomycota; Sordariomycetes; Hypocreales; Nectriaceae.